Molecule: messenger RNA, 1085 nt
Organism: Hibiscus syriacus
Lineage: Eukaryota; Viridiplantae; Streptophyta; Magnoliopsida; Malvales; Malvaceae
Product: probable prolyl 4-hydroxylase 3
Exons: 9
Coding region: 132-989 (285 amino acids)
Biological process (GO): peptidyl-proline hydroxylation to 4-hydroxy-L-proline
Cellular component (GO): endoplasmic reticulum
Molecular function (GO): L-ascorbic acid binding; procollagen-proline 4-dioxygenase activity; iron ion binding
Source: RefSeq, a predicted model, not a curated record
AAGAUCCGCUUCUUGCUUAGUGAAGGAACCGAGAUGUUGAAAGGUCUGAGUGAGAUGCUUGGCAUGCAGGGACAUUGCUAGUGGAAUCAGUGAAGCUGCCUGCCUGCCUGCAGCAUUUGGAGUAUUGAAGAAUGGCGAAAGUGAGACAAUCUCGAUCCUUAGCAAAGAAAAGGUUGACAGUAACGAUUGUAUUAUCGAUCUUGGUGAUGUUAACGGUGGUUUUGUUGAUGCUUCUAGGAUUAGGGAUUUUCUCCCUCCCGAUGAGCGCCGACGGUUCAUCGUCCUAUGAUCUCACUACUUAUAGACGCAUCACUUCUAAAAGAGGAAAAGGCUCUAGAUCCAGAGGGGAGCACUGGGCUGAAGUCAUUUCAUGGGAGCCUAGAGCUUUCCUUUACCAUAAUUUCUUGUCCAAAGAAGAAUGCGAAUACCUCAUAAAAAUUGCUAAACCUCACAUGAGGAAGUCCAGUGUAGUUGAUAGCAAAACAGGGAAGAGUAAAGAUAGCAGGGUUCGUACGAGUUCGGGUACGUUUCUGAGAAGAGGGCAAGAUAAAAUCAUAAGCGACAUAGAGAAAAGGAUAGCAGAGUACAGUUUUAUGCCUGUAGAGCAUGGAGAAGGUCUUCAAGUUCUCCACUAUGAAGUUGGGCAGAAAUAUGAUCCACACUUCGAUUACUUCCUUGAUACGUUCAACAUUAGAAAGGGAGGUCAGCGGAUGGCUACUAUGCUUAUGUAUUUGACGGAUGUAGAAGAAGGGGGUGAGACGAUAUUUCCGGCUGCCAAGGGAAAUGUUAGCGACGUCCCGUGGUGGGACGAAUUGUCGGAAUGUGGGAAAAAGGGUCUUGCAGUGAAGCCCAAGAUGGGCAAUGCAUUGCUGUUUUGGAGUAUGAAACCUGAUGCCACAGUAGAUCCUUCAAGUUUGCAUGGUGGAUGUCCGGUGAUUAAGGGGGACAAAUGGUCCUCUACCAAGUGGAUGCAUGUUAAUGAAUACUAGUAAUGUAACUACUGGGAAACUGUGUGCGACUGAGAUUCAUGUAACUCUUUAAACUAAGGUCCAUUAUUCUUCAAUUAGAUCGGUCAUUUUUAUUUU